AUGGCGCUUCCUCCCCUUCUCGCUGCGAUGACGACCCAAGCUGCUCGGACACUCGCCAUGAUCAAGGCGAACAGCCACUCCUCAAAGCUAGCGCUUGCCAGCAAGUCCGAUGUUCUCGGCUGCGUAUUGCUUUUGCUUUCCGCUAUCACCUUGUUUGCAGCGAUUAUGUCACAACUUCACGAGCUUGAUGUCGCGCGACGAGCACAGAAGGAUUUCUCGCUGUCACCGUUCGAUAGGGCCUCGUUCAGCGGCUCCUCUUCCAAGCGCAUCGGCGACAUGCAAAUGGUUCUCUGUGCGCAAAGUUACCAAGUAACCUCUCAAACGGCCUUCACCUCCGCAGAGUCGGCAUUCUCCGCGAGGAAAACGAAGCUCGACGCCAUCCAGGGUCUCAUUGACAUGGUCCAGCGCUUCAAGACUGCCGAGGGCCUCAAGAUCAAGAAGAUUCGCGUGGGAGUUGCGGCAUAUGAGCGAAGGACGCAGGCGGCGGUCACCUCAGUUUGGCAGAGCCUCGAGCACAACUCGAAGCUUGAAGGUCAUCUGAGGUCUGGCCUUGUCGCGCAUUACCCUUGGGCAUUAUCACAGUACGAGUCGAGCUAUCAGCACCUGGUUGACUUGAGGGAGGACCUUGUGAGCUUGGGAGACGCUAUAGAGAGCUUGGAGGAAGAGCAUGCUCAGCUUGUCUCCCAACUAUCCGAAGAUAUACGUGCAUUUAAUCACUCCACCUCCCUCGAAAACCCCUUAUAG
This is a messenger RNA of Peniophora sp. CBMAI 1063, 744 nucleotides long. NCBI's taxonomy places the organism in Eukaryota, Fungi, Basidiomycota, Agaricomycetes, Russulales, Peniophoraceae. The record is from the annotation of a GenBank genome assembly.